This is a messenger RNA of Oryzias latipes (Japanese medaka), 4212 nucleotides long. RefSeq names its product proline rich transmembrane protein 4a (gene prrt4a). NCBI's taxonomy places the organism in Eukaryota, Metazoa, Chordata, Actinopteri, Beloniformes, Adrianichthyidae. The record is from RefSeq and is a predicted model, not a curated record.
GCACCAAAAUUUUAUUGGAUCAGGUUGAUUUUCCUGAAGAUGUGUGCCGCUCCGUUUAGUUUCUUUUCUUUUCCCUGCAAAGAGGUGGUGCUGAUGAUGCUGCCUCUAACUGUGCCACUUUCAGGAUAGCAUAGAAACAGUGUGUCGGAUGGUGGAGGCUGUCCGGAGGAGGUGGGGCCAUUCCCCUGUGUUUACUGCCUGAUGGAAAGAAAGAGGGGCAGAGCAUGUUGAAAAUGAAAAGACACAGUCAUGUAAAGGCUGCAGGAAUGCAGUAACAGAGUCUAGAGCCUUUUUUAUAUAUAUAAAACAGGCUUUCGGAUGGAUUUAGAAGGUGUGUCCCAUUUGAGGUCCCAGGAGAGCAGAUGUUUGUGACCACUAUCAAACAUGCGACUGGACAGCCUUUACAGCGCGUGACUUUGCUUUUUGAAAAUCUUCAUCAUGGGUGCGAUGUGGAAUAUAGAUUUUUUCCUCGUCUUUUUUUUGACACCAACACUUCAUACAUUAGCCUUAAAUGGAAACAAUGCCAGAAACUCAUCCCAGAGAGGCACCGCAGAGUUAUUUCUAAAUCCAACCUCACACAGACCUUAUAGAUCGAAUUUAACACCAGAUGAUCCCAACUAUGGACCCGUGGGUGUUCCAAGCCAAUCUCUGAGUUGGCCCUCAUCACCUGAGGAUAUAGACAGACAGGGUGUUAUUGGUGAAUACACAGAAUCAGAGGAGAUCACUGAGACAUCUUUUGAAAAUCAUUAUGAGAGGAGACUCACAUGGAGGCCAACUGAAAGUCCAACUUAUAAUAUUACCCCCAGAGAGAAUAUAGAAACAGUAGUGUUUUCCCCAGAAAAAGCUACACAAAAACCUACGCCAGAACAAAAACUGAAUUUUUGGUCAAGAAAGAAAAUGACUGGAUCCAUUUUAUAUCCAACACAAGCCAGUCAGAAUGAAAUAGCUGUGACAACUCAACAAAAUGGCAGGACAUUUAGCCAUUUGCCUUUUUUUCCGUCUACUCCAUGGCAAAGAAAGGCACUUGAGAUAAACCCAAAAUCAAUGGUCGGUUCUACGACAAACGCAGGGUCCCCGAGUCCCCCAGCAUGGAUCACAGAGGUUUCUGUUUCUAGACUAGGAGGACACAAUGGACUGGACGAUGGCACAGAACAAACUUUACACAACGUGACUGUCAGCACAAAGUCAACAAGAGAUGACUCCUGGAAUAAUAAUCUGCAUGCUUCAGAAGCCACACCCACAGUUUUCUUGGAUAGUAACAACAGCACAUCGGUCACUCCCUGCAAAACAACAAAUCAGUCUUGGACUCCUCUCGACCUAGAAGAUUCAACCCAAUCUUUGCACCCCUUUCUGGCUCUCGGCCCUCCCUUAGUCCCUCUGUACUCAGACUGGAACUCCGCCCUUGCUACAUGGGGAUUUGCAUGGGAAGCACAUAUCUAUGGUCUGGGAUCGAUCUUCAUUCUGUUUUGUCUAAUCUCUGUGAUCUCCCUGUUAGGCUUGCCCUUCCGAUGCCCCCCAGGAAGCCUGUACAUAACUAUGCUGCACUUCUUCAUUAUGGCAUUUGCAGGGAUUCAAGCUUUCUCCUUGCUCUAUGAUGCUUACAGUUCUCAGGACCGUCUUCCCCCUGCGGUUGCUCUGCUGGUCUCAGAGCUACCAUUGCCCUGCUUGAUAUCAGCCUUCUCGUUUGCGUUCCUCAUUCUUUCAUCACACUUUCGUAAACGUCUUUCACUGCCACUUGCUCUUUCUUGCCCAUUCUCGAUCUUGCCUAAACCUUGUAUCCUUCUAUGUGCAUCAUUUUUUAACUUCAUAGUCUCUCUGGGGUGUGUUGGUCUCCUUCAGCUCUUCCAUUCUCUGCCACCUGUUCUCCUGUUGAUCCCUCAUGUUGUGUUUGUUUGCCUUUGCAUCAUUCUCUCAUUCUCUUACCUUUUCCACUGCUGCCUUACAAAAAUAAAUACCAAGCAUAUUUACAGGCUGAAUGACAAUGCAGAAGAGGGAAGAUCUCCUGAAUUGAUUCGUUCUGUAAAAGUUACUUUUUCCAGAUUGGAGGACUGGAAAAGAGCAACUGGAGCUGGAAUAGGAACCUCAGUGUGCUUAUUAGGAUGUGGAGGCCUUCAGCUUUAUGGGAUAUUGCAUGCUUUUGGUGUUGGUGGGGUUAAAGGCUAUGGCUUCCAACCCUGGCCCUGGUGGGGCUACCAUUUAGGAUGUAGACUAUGUGAGUCUGGGGUGUGUCUUGGUUUGUCUAUAAUUGGCACACACUUUCUUUUCUGCCACAACUCCUCAACCAAGACUUUAACCAGUUCUCGACAGGGGUCUUGGUCUCGCCUGUCCUGCAACUCGCCUUUACGAGGGCAGACACUGUCCACCCAGGAUGAAGUAAAUUCUCUUGUCCUCCCCUCCCAGGGUAAGCAGGACAAACUUGUGAUCUGUGAUCUCACAAAUAAGCAGACAGAGGUUCUUCCACUUUGUUCAGAGGUUCUUGCUCCUGCAAAUGGAGUUAAUGGUUUACACCAAGCCCAAAGAACGCUACCUCUACCUACACCUCCAAGUCCACCACUGAAAGCCAAAAGCCCCAUUGAGCCUCAACUGCUGUCCCUGGAUAGCUUAUGUGUGGAGACCGAUUCUACCAAGGACUUUCGUCCCCCAUCUCCCAUAAAUCUUUCCCGCAGUAUUGACCAAGCUCUUUUCAGUGAGUCUUUAUUUUCUCACAGUAUUUUUGGUCAACAAAGGCUAUUCCAUUCCUCUUCAAGUGCUUCUUUGAGCGCUCCUGGACAAGGUACAAUAAAUCUUGGGCUUAGCUCUGUGGGACAUGCGUUUUACAGAACGUCAUCCUGUGGAGAUGUUGAGCAAGAGAACAAUGUGUCUAACUUUCAAAAUUCCCUCCCACAAGGACAUUUGACAUCUCACAGCCAUCUCACAGUUUCUCCAGAGAAAAAUAACUGGAAGGGAAGUGACACAGGUUCAACCCAAGGGUUGUGCAGCUAUCCCAAGGACAGUGGAAAGUCACAUACUCAUUCCUGGGGUAACAGGGGGCAAAACUUUGCACAAAGCAGUCUCCAAAGAGGAAUCCCUCACUUAUCUUACCGCAGGCAUUACAGAACCCUGAGUCUGGCCUCCCAAGAUGGUCAAGGUGGCGGGAAGUUAGCAGGCACCAAACACCUCAGUGAAAGUCGACAGCUGGAAUGGGAUCUGGCUGUACAAGCAGAGUUUGUCAAUGUGUGCAAACAAAUUGAUACACUUAGUGUUUGCAGUGAUACUAUUGAAUUGUAGAUUUAUUAAAAAAAAAAAAAAAGUCUAGUACUGGGCUAUAGCUAACAUGCUCCUGACUCAUUCAAAGAAAAAGAGAAUAACUCUUAUCUAUUAGCUAAUGUCUUGAUGUACGCCACAUAUUUUUUGUAUAUACUACGUAUACUUUUAAAUAUUGAUGUGUAUUAUGUUCAUAGUUGUUUUUUUUUUUUCAUUCUUACACAUGUUUAUGUAAUGCCUGACUCUGACCUGUGCAUCAAAUUUACUGAGCAGAGUAUGGGUUUGCUAUCCUUUUCAACAUGCAGGGGAGUGCCAGUACACUCAAGAUUUAUAUUAACUUUUAAAACUGACUUAAAACUUGUCAAAAUCUAUUAAAAUUCUUGCCUGUUGAAAAGUUUAGGCCUGUCUAUUACCUUGAAAAAGAUACAGCAGUUGUGGAAAAGGCAUGACAAGCUGGAAAAGUAAAGUCACUGUUGCAGGAUACAAAGACUUGACAAGCAAGGCAAUGAAAGCCCAUUAUUCAUAUUACUAUUUAAAAUUGCCAGAAAAGUUUUAUUAAAAGUUUUGUUUAAAUGUAUCUGCGUUGCUUGCUAAAAUUGACCAGUUUUAUUAUAUUUAUUUUUGUUCAUCCAUUAAUGGAUUAUGAACUGUUUGUUUUGUUCUAUCAAAACUGCUAUUUAUAAUCAAAGUUGCAACCACAAUCUUAAACUAUUCUAAGUAAAUUUUCAUUUAUGUGACUGACUAAUUCUCAAAGCAGGUGUUAAAUAUUUUAAAUUGUUAACAGUUCAAACUUGAAAACAGCAAAGACUGAACUAUGAAGUCAGGAUACAAACAGCAUGAACACAUUAGAGUCCUUUUUGUUUGAUUUGAUUAAAACUGUGACUGAAGAUAUCUCAAUUUUCAGCAUGUAUUCAUUCUAACAAAAAAAAAAAACAAAGGGGAAGAACUAUUUUAAAUAAAUUGGCACAA